UUACAACUUACAACAAUUCCAGUGUUUAGUGAAGAAGAAGAGGAGGAUAGAGAGAGAGAGGAAAUGGCACCCGGCACACCGUUCCUUCCGACCAUCACCGACGAGAAGAUACUACGACCGAACUUUGUUCGUGAUGAGGAUGAGCGACCAAAGGUGGCAUACAAUCAAUUCAGCAAUGAUAUCCCCGUGAUAUCAUUGGCGGGCAUCGAUGAUGAGGAAGGUGUAGGUGGUGAGAAAAGAAGUGAGAUUUGCCACAAGAUUGUGGCGGCAUGCGAGGAUUGGGGCAUAUUUCAGGUAGUGGAUCAUGGUGUCGAUACAGAGUUGGUAUCGGAGAUGACUAGGCUUGCAAAGGAGUUCUUCGUGCUGCCACCGGAGGAGAAGCUUCGGUUCGACAUGUCGGGGGGGAAGAAGGGUGGAUUCAUAGUAUCCAGCCAUCUUCAGGGCGAAGCAGUGCAAGACUGGAGAGAGAUUGUGACAUUCUUCUCAUACCCGAUCGGAGCUCGGGACUACUCGAGGUGGCCGGACAAGCCGGAGGGGUGGAGAUCGGUCGCCGAAUCAUACAGCGAGAAGCUGAUGGGCUUAGCAUGCAAGCUUCUGGGAGUGUUGUCUGAGGCCAUGGGACUUGAGAAGGAGGCGCUGACCAAGGCCUGUGUGGACAUGGACCAAAAGAUGGUGGUUAAUUUCUAUCCCAAAUGCCCCCAGCCAGAUCUCACCCUUGGCCUCAAGAGGCACACAGACCCGGGCACUAUUACGCUCCUAUACCAGGACCAAGUAGGUGGCCUUCAGGCUACAAAGGAUGGGGGCAAGACAUGGAUCACCGUUCAGCCAGUGGAAGGUGCUUUUGUGGUGAACCUUGGGGACCAUGGUCAUUAUCUGAGCAAUGGACGGUUCAAGAAUGCCGACCAUCAGGCGGUGGUGAACUCGAACUAUGAACGGCUGUCGAUCGCAACGUUCCAGAACCCAGCACCUGAGGCUAUUGUAUACCCACUGGCGAUCAGAGAGGGAGAGAAGCCUGUUUUAGAUGAGCCCAUCACGUUCGCCAAGAUGUACCGAAGGAAGAUGAGCAAGGAUCUGGAACUUGCCCAGCUUAAGAAGAUGGCCAAGACGGAGCAGGAGGUGCUCAAGAAGGCCAGGGAGGUCGCAGCCCAGCACAAAGCUCUCAAUGAAAUCCUAGCUUAAUGCAAACACUUUAUCUCUCUUUUAUAUUAUGUGGAGUGUUGUAAUAAUUUUCUAGUUUCAUGGACUACAAGUUUCAAGCAUGCAGGGGAAGUCAUGUGAUGAACCAAAAUUUGAACUAAUUGUAAUUCCUCUUGUUGUGGCAAAUCGGCUGUUGCUGUUUGUAGCCUUUUGUCAUUUGCAAUAACAUAUCUAAAUAAAAAAUUUUCAUGGUAGUUGGCUUUUAUCUGA
Molecule: messenger RNA, 1407 nt
Organism: Elaeis guineensis (African oil palm)
Lineage: Eukaryota; Viridiplantae; Streptophyta; Magnoliopsida; Arecales; Arecaceae
Product: flavanone 3-dioxygenase F3H2
Source: RefSeq, a predicted model, not a curated record